GUGUGCGCUGCUGAGAAGUUAAAGUUUUGUGUAUCAUCCAUCCAUCCAUCCCAUUUUCUACCGCUUGUCCCUUUUGGGAUCGCUGGAGCCUAUCUCAGCUGCUUUUUCAACUUUUUGAAUAAAAAAAAAUUGACAAUGCUACAACAAUGUGUUCAAAUGAAUGGUGUAAAAUCAGACUGAAUAAUUAGUGAUUUGGGUGUGCCACAAGGAUCUAUUUUCAGAUAUACAUACUGUUACGGCGCACGCGCAGUCCAGCACCUAGAAGCUCCACAGAGCACGCCGCUAGACACAGCGAGAAGUGAUGGAGGCCAAAAUAAGUGGCAUGGAGUACAGGAGCAAACAGGCCGCUCUUGUAUCUGACAAGAAGACUAACCAAGUUGAGAUGGAUUCUACCAAGAAGAUCUUCCAAUCUGUAGAGAGCAUUUAUAACUCCACCAACAAAACUCUCGAGGAGACUCACCAAUCUGCCAAGCAGAUUUACCACAACGACAUAAAAACUCUCGAGGAGACUCACCAAUCUGCCAAGCAGACUUACAAAAAAGACAUAAAAACUCUCGAGGAGAAAUUCAAAAGUGACAGUAAUACUUACGAAAUUGCCAAGAGAAAUCUCAAAUCUAGGAUGGACAACUUCAAUUGUGACUUGAAGUUGCUGAAGGCAGAACGAGGGUAUGAAAUAAAGCUGGCAGAACUCAAGAAAGAGGACUGUGAACAGCUCUUGGCCCAAAUGAAGCCACUCCAGCAACAAAUGAUGGUGGCCAAAAUAAGUGCCCUCGAGUACAGGAGCAAACAGGCCGCUCUUGUAUCUAACAAGAAGAAUAAGAAAGUUGAGAUGGAUUCUACCACAAAGAUCUUCCAAUCUGUCGAGAGCAUUUACAACUCCACAAAGGAAGCUCUCAAGCAGACUUACCAAUCUGCCAAGGAGACUUACAAAAGAGACAUAAAAACUCUCGAGCAGACUAACCAAUCUGCCAAGCAGACUUAUAAAAGAGACAUAAAAACUCUCCAGGAGAAAUUUGAAUGUGACAGGAAUACUUACCGAACUGCCAAGAGAAGUCUCCAAUGUGAGAUAGACAACAUCAAUAUUGACUUGAAGUUGCUGAAGGCAGAACGAGGGUAUGAAAUAAAGCUGGCAGAACUCAAGAAAGAGGACUGUGAACAGCUCUUGGCCCAAAUGAAGCCACUCCAGCAACAAAUGAUGGUGGCCAAAAUAAGUGGUCUCAAGUACAGGAGCAAACAGGCCACUCUUGUAUCUAACAAGAAGAAUAAGAAAGUUGAGAUGGAUUCUACCACAAAGAUCUUCCAAUCUGUCGAGAGCAUUUACAACUCCACAAAGGAAGCUCUCAAGCAGACUUACCAAUCUGCCAAGGAGACUUACAAAAGAGACAUAAAAACUCUCGAGCAGACUUACAAAAGAGACAUAAAAACUCUCGAGCAGACUUACCAAUCUGCCAAGCAGACUUAUAAAAGAGACAUAAAAACUCUCCAGGAGAAAUUUGAAUGUGACAGGAAUACUUACCGAACUGCCAAGAGAAGUCUCCAAUGUGAGAUAGACAACAUCAAUGUUGACUUGAAGUUGCUUGAGGCAGAACGAGGAUAUGAAAUUAAGCUGGCAGAACUCAAGGCAAAGUAUGGAAGAGGAGGAACGCCACCUCCUACACCUCCUGGAGAUGGUGACAACGAGCGUGAUGAAGCUAUGGACAUCCUACCCCAGCGGGAAAAAGAGGGGGAAGACGACAAUGAUCCUGAUGAAGGUGCCAGUCAGACCCAGGGACGGCCAAAAAGCAAAAGAAAUAAAAAGUCAAAAUAUGGAUCUAUUUUCAGAUAUACAUACUGUUACGGCGCACGCGCAGUCCAGCACCUAGAAGCUCCACAGAGCACGCCGCUAGACACGCCCCUGCACGCGCUGCGCAGACCGCGCCCACGCCAUUUUGGAUGCCGUAUUCGCACAACUUUUUAA
This is a messenger RNA of Nerophis lumbriciformis (worm pipefish), 1957 nucleotides long. RefSeq lists its product as uncharacterized. NCBI's taxonomy places the organism in Eukaryota, Metazoa, Chordata, Actinopteri, Syngnathiformes, Syngnathidae. The record is from RefSeq and is a predicted model, not a curated record.